AUGUCAAGCUCAAGCCUUACCGAGCUCACUACUCAAUCAGAGGAACUUGUUUAUGAACCCAUUUCAGAAAGUCCCGAAAUUGUGGCCGAUGUGGAUCUUUGCACAUCAGAGUCCAUCUGCUCGACUGACUCUCAAUCUGCGUUCAGAUUCGACGAUAGCUCUUCCUCACUGGAGGGCUCAGAAACAGAUGCCACCUCAACUCAUAGCGAUCACAAGGAAGUAGUUCCACUUCGAGCACAAUGCGAAGCAUCGAUGGCCACUACGCCCGACAGGCGCGUGUGGGCGCAUCGCAAGGAGGAUCUCAAGGAAUUCACGAGUGACGGAACGACGGAUUAUUGGUCGCCGAGUAUGGUUUUCGUGGGCCAAAAGUUAUCCACCUCAAGCGCUGGCUUCGAGGCCAGCGGCAUGUCUCUCUGCGUGCAAGUAUAUGGGAAAGAUUGGAAUGGCAGUCCUGAGGAAGAACCAAGUCCGCGAAAGCUGAAGGUAUGGCCAGCUAUCGCGCUGAAAGCAUGGAGCGCGGAUACAUGUCACGAGGAACUUGGUGGUGUGGUCGAUGACACGGUAGCCUUGCCUUUGAACGGGUUUAACGCCUCACCGACGGCCAUCCCCAAGCUCGAACAGCCCAUGCCAACUGAUCUGCUUCCCGAUACUCUUCGAGUUAUUGAUCCGAACGGUUUGUCCGGACGCAAGAGUGGACAACCUGCUGCAGAGGAAUACAUCCGAGUUUAUCCACGGCAAUUCCCAAAAGACACGAAGUUCACAGCCGAUCUGAGACUCAUCGCUCAUCGUUCUUCGACCAAGUUGGGAAACCACUCAGAAGUCUACCCGGCUGAGCUAACGCUAGAUGAGCGCUUCGAAAUACUCGAAUACGACGAAAACUCAACUCAACCGACAAGAAGUGGAAACCCUGCGACCGUCAGAGUGAUGGCUAAAGUCACGGAUGGCUCUUCAUCAGAUCGGAGCAUGUUGGAAAACGAGGCGGAAAUAUAUGCCCAAAUGCAGGAACACUCUCCUCAUUUGAGUGAGCACUGGUCUGGGUUUCAUGUCAUCAAGGAGGCGCGUCGAUGGGAAGAGACAGUCGGCAAGGAUGUUCGCGUCCCUGCUACAGCCGUUGUCCCGCAAUUCUACGGUUACUACAUUCCGACCGAUCGCAGCAGGUCCACAGCACGCCCUCUCAUUCUUCUCGAAGAUUGUGGUCAGCAAAUCGAUACGUCCCCUCAUCACAUGACGAAGGAUCAGCAGAUGACGUGCCAUACGCUUAUUCAUCGUCUAUGGGGACAAGGAGUAGCACAAGGUUCUAUUUAUGCGCGAAAUAUGCUCAUUCAGCCUGGCCCACUCACACAACCACCAUGGCUUCGCUCGUUUCAGAACCCCUCGUUUCGUAUCAUUGAUUUUGGUCGCGGGGAAUGGAUUCCGGAAGCACCAGACGCUGGUGUCAAGUUUGCAGAGCUAGCACUGUCGGGAGAGGAGCGACGCAUGCGUGAUAUGGAGCAAGCGGCGGCUGUCGACGCUGUGUAUGGAGGGUCAAGAAGACGUCGAUUUUAUGGUUUUAGGCUAACCCCAUAUUAUUAA
Mycena indigotica is the source of this 1572-nucleotide messenger RNA. RefSeq lists its product as uncharacterized. The transcript is spliced from 5 exons. The record is from RefSeq and is a predicted model, not a curated record. Bases 1 to 1572 code for a protein of 523 amino acids. NCBI's taxonomy places the organism in Eukaryota, Fungi, Basidiomycota, Agaricomycetes, Agaricales, Mycenaceae.